AUGCUGUCAACCGUGCAAAAGGCCGGCCGAGCCCCCGCCCUUCUCCGCCAUGGUCGCCGCGUUGCUGUCUCAACGCCCCAGCUAAAGACCUUCACCUCUGCUGCGCAGAACAGCCUUUUCCGUACCCAGCAGGCGCCGCCGAAGGUCGUGCGCCUCGUGCAGAAGCGCCUGCUCUCUGCCUCGACCGCAUGCGCAAGCUCGGUCGCCGCACAGUCCGCUCCCAACCCCAAGGCCUACCUCGAGAGCGGAGUCAUAAAGCCGAGAGAGCAUGUCGAUGUCAAGAAGGUCCUUGUCAUUGGUAGUGGUGGCCUUGCCAUUGGUCAGGCUGGAGAGUUCGACUACUCUGGCUCACAAGCACUUAAGGCCCUCAAAGAAGCUGGCGUAGCUUCCGUCCUCAUCAACCCCAAUAUCGCCACCAUCCAGACCAACCACGUCCUCGCUGACGAGAUCUACUACCUGCCGGUCACCGUCGAGUACGUCGAGUAUGUGAUUCAGCGCGAGAAGCCUGAUGGCAUCUUCCUAUCCUUCGGUGGCCAGACGGCCCUCAAUCUCGGUGUCCAGAUGCAGGCACUGGGGCUGUUCGAAAAGUACGGCGUCAAGGUCCUCGGCACAAGCGUGAGGACGCUGGAGCUCAGCGAGGACAGAGACUUGUUCGCCAAGGCGCUUGAGGAGAUCAACAUUCCCAUCGCAAAGUCGGUUGCCGUCAACACGGUCGACGAGGCCCUCGAGGCGGCCACCCAGAUUGGCUAUCCCAUCAUCGUCCGAGCCGCUUAUGCGCUAGGCGGUCUCGGUUCCGGAUUCGCGAACAACGAGGAAGAGCUUAGAAACAUGGCCGCCCGCUCGCUCACCCUCUCCCCGCAGAUUCUGGUUGAGAAGUCUCUCAAGGGCUGGAAGGAGGUUGAGUACGAGGUCGUCCGUGACGCAGAUAACAACUGCAUCACGGUGUGCAACAUGGAGAAUUUCGACCCCUUGGGUAUCCACACCGGCGACUCGAUUGUCGUUGCGCCAAGUCAAACCCUGAGCGACGAGGAGUAUCAUAUGCUCCGGACUGCCGCUAUCAAGAUUGUCCGCCACUUGGGCGUCGUAGGCGAGUGCAAUGUUCAGUACGCCCUGCAGCCCGAUGGUUUAGACUAUAGGGUUAUCGAGGUCAACGCCCGGCUCUCCCGGUCGUCGGCCCUGGCUUCCAAGGCCACUGGCUACCCUCUAGCUUACACAGCUGCCAAGAUUGGCCUGGGCCAUAGCUUGCCCGAACUUCCGAACGCCGUCACCAAGACGACCACGGCCAACUUCGAGCCGUCGCUCGAUUAUAUCGUCACAAAAAUCCCCAAGUGGGAUUUGGCCAAGUUCCAGCAUGUGAAGCGGGACAUUGGGAGUGCCAUGAAGUCUGUAGGAGAGGUCAUGGCUAUUGGCCGCACCUUUGAGGAGUCUUUCCAAAAGGCCAUUAGACAGGUGGAUCCCAACUUUGUCGGCUUCCAGGGCGCCAAGUUUGAAGAUAUCGACUUUGAGCUCCAGAACCCAACUGAUCGCCGGUGGUUGGCAGUCGGCCAGGCCAUGCUCCACGAGAAUUACACCGUUGACCGAGUGCAUGAGCUCACCAAGAUUGACAAGUGGUUUCUCUAUAAGCUAGAGAACAUUGUUAACUGCACUCGAGAGCUUCAGCAGGUUGGGAGUCUGAAGGGUCUCAAAAAGGAGCAUGUCUUCAAGGCCAAGAAGAUGGGCUUCUCUGAUAAGCAGAUUGGCGCGACUGUUGGCGGUACCGAGGAUGAGGUUCGUGCCCUCAGACGCGAGUUUGGCAUCAGGCCGUGGGUCAAGAGGAUCGACACGCUGGCUGCCGAGUUUCCCGCCGACACCAACUACCUCUACACGACCUAUAACGCCUCCACCCAUGAUGUCACAUUCGAGGAGAAGGGGACUGUCAUUCUUGGGAGCGGUGUAUAUCGCAUUGGCAGUUCCGUCGAGUUCGAUUGGUGUGCUGUCAGCGCUACACUGGCCUUGAAGGAAAUGGGCGAGAGGACAAUUAUGAUCAACCUAACACCCCAAUCGUAUAAUCCCGAGACUUAUUCCACCGAUUUCGACACUGCCGACAGACUCUAUUUCGAAGAGUUAAGUUACGAGCGAGUGAUGGAUAUUUACGAACUCGAGAAUGCCGGAGGUGUGGUGGUUUCUGUUGGAGGCCAGCUGCCUCAGAACAUAGCCCUGCGACUCCAGGAGACUGGCGGUGCCAGGGUUCUAGGGACCGAUCCCCGUGACAUCGACAAGGCCGAGGAUAGGCAAAAGUUCUCGGAGAUUCUCGACAGCAUCGGAGUCGACCAACCGGCGUGGAAGGAGCUAACGUCCGUCCGGGCUGCUGAGAAGUUUGCCGACGAUGUGGGGUAUCCUGUUCUCGUCCGUCCCAGUUAUGUUCUCUCCGGGGCUGCCAUGACCGUCAUACACAGCAAGGACGACCUGAAGGACAAGCUGGAAGCCGCCAGCAAUGUCUCGCCCGACCAUCCCGUGGUUAUCAGCAAGUUCAUCGAAGGCGCGCAAGAGAUCGACGUGGACGGUGUUGCCUCUGACGGUAAGCUAAUUCUCCACGCCGUCAGCGAGCACGUUGAGCAGGCUGGUGUUCAUUCCGGCGAUGCUACCCUGGUCCUCCCCCCUGUGAACCUGGACGAGACGACGAUGGAACGAGUGAAGGAGAUUGCCCAGAAGGUUGCCAAGGCCUGGAGAAUUACCGGACCUUUCAACAUGCAGAUCAUCAAGGCCGACGAUCCCGAGGGCGGUCUCCCGGCACUCAAGGUCAUCGAGUGCAAUCUCCGCGCCUCGCGUUCGUUCCCCUUCGUGAGCAAGGUGCUUGGCGUCAACUUCAUUGAUGUUGCCACCAAGGCGCUUGUGGGCAAGAAUGUUCCCGAGCCGACCGAUUUUAUGGCGGUAAAGCGGGAUUAUGUCGCCACCAAGGUACCGCAGUUCUCGUGGACCCGUCUACCCGGUGCUGAUCCCUUCCUCGGCGUCGAGAUGGCAUCGACGGGCGAAAUGGCCUGCUUCGGUAAAGACUUGGUCGAGGCUUACUGGACCUCGGUGCAGUCGGCCAUGAACUUCCGCACGCCCGAGCCCGGCGAGGGUCUCUUGUUCGGCGGUCAGCUGAACAAGAACUGGUUGACUAAGGUGGUCGACUAUCUGUCCCCGCUUGGCUACAAGCUGUAUGCUGCCGACAAGGAGGUCAAGCAGUUCCUCGAAUCGACGACCAAGGGCAAGGUUAAUAUUGAGGUUAUCGAGUUCCCCAAGGAAGACAAGCGUGCCCUCCGUGAGGUGUUCAAGAAGUACGACAUCCGCGGAGUGUUCAAUCUUGCCAAAGCUCGCGGUAAGACGGUCAUGGACGUUGACUACGUCAUGCGCCGUAACGCGGUGGACUUUGGUGUCCCAUUAUUCAUGGAGCCGCAGACCGCUGUGCUUUUUGCCCAGUGCAUGAGCGAGAAGCUGCCUCGCCCAGAGGGCAUCCCCGCCGAGGUCCGUCGGUGGUCCGAGUUUAUUGGUGGCAAGCCAUUGUAA
Messenger RNA from Lasiosphaeria miniovina, 3528 nucleotides. RefSeq lists its product as uncharacterized. The record is from RefSeq and is a predicted model, not a curated record. Lineage: Eukaryota; Fungi; Ascomycota; Sordariomycetes; Sordariales; Lasiosphaeriaceae. The transcript has 4 exons. Gene Ontology annotation, molecular function: metal ion binding; carbamoyl-phosphate synthase (glutamine-hydrolyzing) activity; ATP binding. The coding region runs from base 1 to 3528 and encodes 1175 amino acids. Gene Ontology annotation, cellular component: cytoplasm.